This is a messenger RNA of Pyricularia pennisetigena, 435 nucleotides long. RefSeq lists its product as uncharacterized. NCBI's taxonomy places the organism in Eukaryota, Fungi, Ascomycota, Sordariomycetes, Magnaporthales, Pyriculariaceae. The annotation marks the transcript as partial. The record is from RefSeq and is a predicted model, not a curated record. The transcript has 2 exons.
UCUAAAUCCUCGGGAUCAUCUCUCCCUGGUACUGAGUGGCGACAAAGCCGCGCUUCUGCAAAGCGAGGCCGUGAUCUUUUGGUCUGCUGGUGUGGGGUCGGGGGGGGGGGGGCCACGACAAGAGUUCUUCUCGGUGGCGUCUUGUGCCGGGUAUCGAUGAGGCGAAAUUUGUUGCCGAACAGGGUCCUGCAGGAUCAAAGGGGGCCCGGCAAGGUGGUCCAGCAAAGGACUCCAGGUAAGGCUCCAGAGAAGAGGCAGCUGAUGUUGACAGGGAAGCCGGGCUGGCGCGGCGGAGCAGCUAAAACCAGGAGUGCCGCACGUAGCCGGCGUGCACAGAAGACAAAAGAUCUAACGGUUGGGAAACCAAACCGGGUCCGCAAGCAGGUGAUCGAUCUGACGGGGGCGACUCAGGCUAGUACGGAGUACGGCCCUUGA